AUGAAACAAGAUGGUAAAAACUUCCACAAUCGUCUGAAAAUGACAGCUGCUCAAAGAAUUAACUAUCCAACAAUAACAAAAUGUGACCUAUGGAAAGAAAACUACUUUGGGAAAGAUAUACACGAUCCAUAUAGAUGGUUGGAAGAUGAAUAUUCCAAAGAAACUAAUGAAUUCCUUAAAUUUCAAAUGAAACUAACUGAAACCUUUUUGAAAAAGUGUCCAUACACAGAGGAAUUUCGGAGUUAUUUACAGUCAAUGUGUGAAUUUGAUCAAUGCACUUGUCCAAUUAUUCGUGGGAUAAAUUAUUUCUAUUGUUUUAAACCUCCACAUUUGAAUUAUGCUGUUCUUGAAGUAAUACGAGAGAAAACAAAUUUUCCAGAAAUUGUAUUGGAUCCUACAUGUAUCGGUUUAGAGAAUUCAGAAAAAGUAACAGCUUUUAAUAUCUCUGAUUGUGGAACUUAUCUAUGCUAUGAAGUUGUUAAUUCAUGUGUUGGCUGGUACAAACUGAAUUUUAGGAAUAUUAAAACAGAUAGUGAACUGCCUGACUGUAUCAAAUUAUUUACAAAAACUUCUAUGACAUGGUCUACAGACAAUAAAGGGAUUUAUUACAUUUAUUGUAUACCAACAAAUCCACCUGAAGAACAAAUUCACCGUUUAAUGCAAAAAUAUUUACUGUAUAUAUAUUAUCAUAAGUUGGGUGAUGAACAGUCAAAGGACAGAGUACUUUGGAGUUGUGAAAUGUCUGCACCGAAUCUUAUGUUCUGUGAACUGAAUGAAAGUGGACGUUAUUUGUUAGUUAGCCUAUUCAAUGGUAAUGGGACUCAAAACAAGUUGGUUUUUGGUGACCUUCAGCAUGAACGCGUAAAAACAAAAGGUCGUCUAAAAAUGGUCCCAAUUGUGGAUGAGUUCGAUGCCUAUUACAAAUUUCUUGGCAGUACUGCAACUCAUUUUUAUAUAAUGACUAAUAUGGGUGCACCAUUCAAUAAGAUAAUCAAAGUUGAUAUCAAAGAUCCUGAAUGGUCAAGUUGGAUAGAUUUGAUCCCUCAUAAUCCAAAAAGUAAAAUCGAGCAUGCUGUUUGUGUCGGUCAGAGAUACUUGGCAAUUUGUCGUCUAGAAAAUGUCAAAAGCUUUAUUUCAAUUCAUGAAUGGAGUACCGGGGCACGACUACGUAAGAUUUCAGUUCCCAUUGGUAGAAUAUAUUCCAUGUCAGGACAUCACACGAGUACAAAGAUUUUGUCAGAUAAUAGGAAACUUGAGGUAUUUCGUAAAUCUGAACCAAUGGAACUAAAAGGCAGUGAAUUUGAAAUUAAGCAAGUGUUUUAUGAAGCCAACGACUCAACAGCUAUUCCAAUGUUUAUAUUUCAUCAAAAGGAUCUUAUCAUAACUGGUAAAAAUCCAUGUAAAUUAACUGCGUUUGGUGGAUUUGGUUUAAUAAACCAGCCAUAUUACUCUGCUAGUGAUUUAUUAUUUGUUGAACGAUUCAAAGGAAUAUUUGUAUUGGCUAAUAUACGCGGUGGAGGUGAAUAUGGCAAGCAAUGGCAUAGAAAAGCAAGUGGAAUUACGAAAUCAUUGGCUGUUGAUGAUAUUAUUGCAGCAGCAGAAUAUUUAAUUCACAAAAAAUACACUAAUUCAAACAAUCUUAUCCUACAAGGCAAUGAAAACGGUGGCUUAUUGGUAGCAUCAUGCGCUAGUAAAAGGCCAGAUCUAUUCAAAAUUGCCAUCUUAGAUAAUCCAUUAACAGAUAUGCUUCGUUAUUAUAAAUACUCAUCAACAGGUCGAUGGAUUAAAGAGUACGGCAAUCCAUAUCAUGAAGAGAUGUUUAAUGCAUUGUAUAGUUAUUCACCAAUUCAUAAUAUACCAAAUCUGUCCACAUCAAAAUCAUGCUACCCGGCAGUGCUUAUACUUUCAGAUUUUAAGACAGCAAAUGUAGAAUAUAUACAUUCAUUGAAAUUAUUAGCUGCAUUACAAAAUGAAGUAAAUGGUAUACCUUCAUCAGAACAAACGUAUUGUAUGCUUGCGUGGCUAAAAACUGACGGUAAACAUAAGAUUGAUAAAGUCACAAGUAUGUGGGCAUUUGUUCAAAUUAUUUUAUCACUCAAGUGGCAUAUGAACUCCAAAGAUUUGAAGAUAUCCAGAAAGUUAUCAAUUGACAGAAAGUAA
Molecule: messenger RNA, 2160 nt
Organism: Heterobilharzia americana
Lineage: Eukaryota; Metazoa; Platyhelminthes; Trematoda; Strigeidida; Schistosomatidae
Source: the annotation of a GenBank genome assembly